AUGGCCAUAUCGUUUGAUGACGAGAACAGCAACCACAGCAGUAGCCAUGCCAUGAGCGAAGACGAGGCCACCAAGAGCAGCAGUCACUGUGAUGAAUCUUCUGAAUCCGAUGAAUCCGAUGGAGGCUGGUCGGACGAAGAUGAAGACAGCGACUCGGAAGACCAUGAAGAUGAUCUCUUUUUGCCCGAAAAGAGCACUUCUGUGUAUAAUCAUGUGAGCAGUACCGGUGGCAACACCAGCAAGAGUUGGGAUGCUGCCACAGCGGCCAUCGCUAGUACUACUACUACUAGUACUAGCAGUAACAACAACAACAACAAUCAUCAGCCCGAAGACGUGAUUGAUCAGCAUCAACUCAAACUAGCCAUGCAGAAAAAGAGAAUGGAAGCGAUGCAACAGCAACAACAGGCAUUAGAAGAACACGUCAGCCGAUCGCCCCCGCAGCCAGCACCCACACAACGGAAAGUACGACGAAAGAGUCGCAAAUCCUUCAAGUCACCGCGAUCCGAAAAGGAGCGUCUCAAGGUGGAAGAAGCCGUAGAGGAGGAGGAAGAAGAAGAGGAGGAAUCCGAGUCGUCUUCGGAAGAGUCCGAGAGUGACUCGGACGAUUCGUCGGACGAAGAGUCCUCUUCCAGUGACGAAGACGAUUUCUCGGAUGAAGACUCGACGUCUUCGGAGUACGAGUCGGAAGAGGACGGUGGAGAGGACGAAUUCUCCGGUGACGACAAUGAUGAUGAAGUGGCGAGACAGGAACAAAACGUCAAGACGGUCACGCAAGUCAUGAACGUCGAUGGGGCGGCUCAUGAACGGUUCCUCGCCUUUCUCAAAAAGAAGAAUCAAGGCAAUCACAAUAGCAUGAGCAAUAUCAACAAUCAUCAUCAUCAUCAUCAUCAAGAAGAACCAAAGGCACCGCCGUCACCCACCAAAAAGCAGCGAAAGAAAUCAAACAAAUACUCCAAAUUGGGAGUUAGUAUUGGACAUCUCAAUACCAGUCAAGGAGAACUCCAGCAUGAAGAGGGCGGUGAAGAAGAACAUCAUCACAAGCGCAAAAAGAACAAAAAAGCCAAAAAGAAAAAGGAUAAAAAGAAAAAGGACAAGAAGAAAAAGAAGUCUCGAGAGAAGAAGGCCAAGAAAGAGCUCGUUGCCAAAGGUGGCUUCGAUUGGACGGCGUACUCUUUGGAACAAAAUGGCGGCAAGAAAGUCAAGAAGAAAAAGAGUAAAAAACCUCCCAAACGAGCCAAAAGCGAUGGUGACGGCAAAAAGACCAAGAAAAAGACCAAAAAGGGCAUGCAACGGAGCAAGUCCGAUAUGGGUGAAAUGAGCCCCGUCAAAAAACGUGCCAGCAAGAAACACGUCAAGGCCGAUGGAGCGUAA
Seminavis robusta is the source of this 1371-nucleotide messenger RNA. The record is from the annotation of a GenBank genome assembly. NCBI's taxonomy places the organism in Eukaryota, Bacillariophyta, Bacillariophyceae, Naviculales, Naviculaceae.